Molecule: messenger RNA, 951 nt
Organism: Strongylus vulgaris
Lineage: Eukaryota; Metazoa; Nematoda; Chromadorea; Rhabditida; Strongylidae
Source: the annotation of a GenBank genome assembly
AUGAGUACACCUGAAAUCCGUGUGUAUGAGAAAACUGCACCUCCGAAACAGCUCGAUUAUGACGACAGAAGUGAAAAAGUUCAAAAAGCAGAUGUACAUGAGCUUGAUAGGAAAAAGAUGGAUCUUGCCAGAGCAAAGGUGAAAAAGACGAAAGCAGCCAGAGCGCAAGCAAAGCUGGAAGAGAGGAACUGGGUCGAGUUUCGAAAACUCCAAGUGUUGUAUGACUGCCGACCUAAGUCUCGAGGGGCUUCACAACGUAACGAUGAUUCAUUCCCGCGACGUCGCCGAGGCGUCUCAAUGGGUUUUGGGGAGCGCAAAGCGUAUUUCUUAGCAAUACGCCCGAAUCCACGCUACGCAACAUGACCCACCUGUGAAGCUACUCCACAUUCACAAGUAUUCUGUGUGCCAGUAGCGCAGGAUGAGCGAACAAUUUUGGAUGAGAAGGAUGAAGACGAUGUCAAUCUCGAAAAAAAGGGUAACCAUGCUCUGAAUCCAUUGGUAAACGGCAUACCGUUUUGGAUUACUCCUGAAGAGGAAGAGGAGCUGAAUGAAGAGGACCUGCCAAUAGAUAGAGACUUGAUAGAAAAGGUGGCUCACAAAUUAUCUGAGCAAAAAGCUGCUAAAUUUCUGAAUCCUCAGGUUCUGGAUGGUACCUUCAACAUCGCCUCAAACACAUUAGCUCGUAAGCGAUUCGAUCCAUUCUCAGAGACUGACUCCUACAAAAAAUUAGACAAAUUUUUCACAAGAGAUCUCAUAAUUGGUGACACAGUUAAAACAGUGAUAAACCUAUUGGAGGAGCCAAAUGACGAUCACAAAAAGAAAGAAGCUCAAAAAAAUCUUGUUACAUGGGGAGCACAUGUGCUUGUAUCCACAUUUGACAUUAAUAAUCGAAAAGUGGAAGUGCCAGAAAAUUUGAAGAUUGAGCCAUUGAGAGACAUUGUGCGGCUGUAA